CGGUUUGGAAGUGUAAUGGCAGUCGAUGACUGCAAGAACAGGUUGAUACAAGACCUAUUCUUCGCGGUCGAGACGCUUCACUCUGCUCUGCUCAACGAAUGCACCAAACAGGAGAAUGAGAGGUCCCGUUUCAUCCAAGAACUUGCCCAAUACAAGACGGAGGUUGCAGAUCUGAGACAUGAUCAGGUACUGUUCCUACUUAUCCACACAAACUGCAAGUCUAAAUGAAGACACUAAUGACGCAGGCAAAGCUAAGCUUCGUGUCUAUCCUCGUCGACGGGGACUGUAUGAACUUCAACGACGCCCUCAUUCAAGAAGGCCACGACGGCGGCCGCAGAGCUGCACGACUUGUGCUCCAGUCCGUUGAGCGCUACGUCCGGGACACCGACCCCCAAGCCAGUCCCAACCUGCAGUACAGAGUUUGUAUCUAUGCCAACCUGCCCGGUCUCGAGAAGGCCUACCGGGAAGCCAAAGUGCUGUCCUCGACGGAGACCCUCGACCCGUUCGUCCGGGGCUUCAACAUGGAAGACAGCCAGUGUGAUUUUAUCGAUGCAGGAAACGGCAAAGAAUGCUCCGAUGUCAAGAUCCGAGCAACCUUCGAGCGCGACAUCCUCGACGUCCACUGCCGCCAUAUCAUCUUCUGCGCCGCCACGGACAACGGCUACGCCCGGCUACUCGGCUCCCAUAGGGGGAGCAACCGCAUCACCCUUGUCGAGGGGGCGCCAUUCGCAUGGGAGAUCGAACAGCUAGCCACUGAAUUUCGGACAACCGCGUUCCCAGCGGUAUUCCGGGCUGCAAAGCUCCCCGCUUGCGCAUCCUCGUUCAGCGCCGCUGCAACCGCUUCAGCCAACGUUGCCGCUGCUCCACCAACCGCCGGCGGCGCACUAUCCUCGUCUCCUCCCCGGCAGGACUAUGCUACCAUCGCGAAGGCUAACCUCCAAAUAACCCCUUCGUCCACCCCCUCCUCGUCCUCCUCCUCAGCCACCACACCCACCUCCUCAACACCAAGCCCAUCAUCACCCUCAUCAUCAACCUCACCAUCAUCCCCGAUAGUCUUCGACAUCUCCCCCUUCGUCACUUCAACGCCCCCACUCCCCCAAAUCCACUACAACGCCCAAGACCAACGCAUCGAUCCCCCGCUCCGCCGCGCGAGCAGCAAAGAGAACUACGAGCGCCUCCGCGCGGCCAAGCUCUGCAACCGGUACCACCUGCAGGACGACUGCAGCUACGGCGACAGCUGCACGCACGCGCACGGACGGCGGCUGACGAGCGCGCAGGAUCUCCACGACCUGCGGUGCAUCUCGCGGACGAGCGUGUGCGGCGAGGGGCUGUGGUGCACGAACCGGAAGUGCGUGUGCGGGCACCAGUGUCCGCGGGAGUCGUGGCGGGAUCAUGAGCUGACGGGGUGUCGGUUCCCGGAGGAGAUGCAUGGGGUUGAUCGGGUGGUUGUGCGGGUUGAGUAGGUUGGGUUUGAGGCUGCGACGGGUGGGUGUAGGUAGGUACCUUUUAUUGACAACAGUUUAUUUAUUGAUGGUGACUCUUUUCCGGUUCUCCGGUUGAAACAUGUUAUAUACGUGGUCCGUCGUAGAUCCUCUCAGCCCCAAUAUUACCUAUCAUAUAGUUAUGCCACCCCCUGUCUACUUCAAAGAGAUGGUCUCGGC
Aspergillus brunneoviolaceus CBS 621.78 is the source of this 1661-nucleotide messenger RNA. RefSeq lists its product as uncharacterized. Lineage: Eukaryota; Fungi; Ascomycota; Eurotiomycetes; Eurotiales; Aspergillaceae. Gene Ontology annotation, molecular function: metal ion binding. Bases 225 to 1463 code for a protein of 412 amino acids. The record is from RefSeq and is a predicted model, not a curated record. The transcript has 4 exons.